CGUGGUUAAUAUCAGUUGUUAGCGGGCUCGAUCGCGUAGUAGUGAAUAUUUUAGUGAGUGUUUUUUUAUACAACUUAUCAUGUACAUAUCAAAACUCCAAUUUAAUUUUAGUUGUAUUAAUAGUUGAAUGUGUUAAAUCUACAAGUACAAUUAAAUCUACAUUGUUUAUAUUUGAAUUUAAAAAAAGAUGGAUAAAACUGUAAACAAAAAGAAUAAUAAAUAUAAAACAUACGCCGAUGGUACCGAGAGAAAGAGAAACAAACCGAACAUCUUUUCAAGAAUAUUUCUGUGGUGGGUAUGCCCAGUGCUUUUUAAAGGUAAUCGAAGAGACGUCGAAGAAGAUGAUCUUAUAGUACCUACUAAGAAAUAUGAUUCUGAAAAGCUGGGAGAUGAUUUUGAAAGGUACUGGCAAGAUGAACUAAGGCGAGCAGAGCUAGAAAAUAGACCGCCAUCGCUAUGGAAAGUUAUAGUGAGAGCGUAUUGGGUAGCAUAUCUACCAAGUGGAAUCUUUGUACUCAUUUCAGCAGCUGCAAGGACGUAUCAGCCACAGAUGUUUGGUCAGCUCUUGACUUACUGGUCCGUGGACUCUCAAAUGUCACGGCAAAGCGCUGGUCUCUACGCCCUGGCUAUACUGGGGCUAAACUUCCUUGCUCUUAUGUGUCAACACCAUAACUCUUUAUUCGUAAUGCGGUUCAGUUUAAGGAUCAAAAUUGCGUGCUCGGCUCUUCUAUACCGUAAAGUGCUUCGGAUGAAUCAAGUAACUCUUGGUGAAGUCGCGGGUGGGAAACUAGUCAAUUUACUUUCCAAUGACGUGGCCAGAUUUGACUACGCCUUCAUGUUUUUGAACAAUAUAUGGGUGAUCCCCAUACAAUCCGCUGCAGUGCUCUAUCUGUUAUACGAUGCCGCUGGGUACGCGCCAUUCGUAGGAUUAGGGGCUGCAAUCGUUUUGAUUCUGCCGUUGCAAGUAACACUCAUGAAAUUCACGUCCAUAGUAAGACGUCAAGUAGCACAAAGGACAGACAGGCGAAUCAAAUUGAUGAAUGAAAUCAUAAACGGAAUACAGGUUAUUAAAAUGUACGCGUGGGAGAUACCUUUCCAACUGGUAGUGAAGGCAGUCCGAGAGUACGAAAUGCGAGCUUUGAGAAAGGCCAUGUUUAUUCGGAGCUCUUUUAUUGGCUUUAUGCUGUUUACAGAGAGGACCAUCAUGUUGUUCACUGUUAUAACACUGGUGUUUGCUGGAUCUAUGAUAUCUGCGACUACGAUUUAUCCGAUUCAACAAUACUUGAGCACUAUUCAGUUCAACGUUACGAUGAUAUUGCCCCUGGCUAUUGCUUCUUUGUCAGAAAUGUUGGUCUCACUUGAACGCAUUCAAAGCGUUCUAGUUAUGGAUGAAGUUUCUGACACCGUUGUUAAACCUGCCAAUGGCAAGGCCAAUAACCUAACUUUUAAUAACAAAACAAACCCCCAAAAUGGAGAAAAUAAUGUCAUUGCUAAUAAAAUCUCAAUCAUUGAUAAUUUUGAGAUAGAAACUGCUACCGCUAAACCUUCAAAUAGCGAAUACGCCGUGGAAAUAAGUGGAGUGAAUGCGUCAUGGGUAGACGAUGCCAAACCUGAGGACGCCACGUUGAAAAAUUUGUCUUUGCGGGUGCGCCAUAAAAAGCUGAGUGCUAUUAUAGGUCCUGUUGGCUCUGGCAAGACUUCAGUACUCCAACUUAUUCUUAGGGAGCUUCCAACUCGCACUGGAUGUGUCAAAGUAAAUGGUACUAUUUCUUAUGCUAGUCAAGAGCCAUGGCUCUAUCCGGGAACCGUACGAGAAAACAUUUUGUUUGGAUGUAACUAUGAUGCUGCAAAAUACAAAGAGGUGAGCCGCGUAUGUUCGCUUCAACCAGACUUCAAACAGUUUCCGUAUGGUGACCUUUCGUUGGUUGGUGAUCGCGGAGUUUCAUUAUCUGGUGGUCAAAGGGCGAGAAUAAAUUUAGCCCGGGCUAUCUACAGAGACGCUGACAUAUAUCUAUUGGACGACCCGCUGUCCGCGGUAGAUGCAAAUGUAGGUCGGCAGUUGUUUGAAAACUGUAUCAAAGGCUACCUCGCUAAAAAAACAUGCAUUUUAGUUACACAUCAAAUACACUAUCUCAAGGCAGCCGACCAGCUUAUCAUUCUGAAUGAGGGUAGUAUUGAGAAUAUGGGUACAUAUAAUGAUCUUGUUAAGUCAGGUAAAGAAUUUUCAUCGCUGCUGGCUAACCUUCAAGAGGGUGACGAAGCAGAUGAUGAUGCAAAUAAAAAGGCUGAGAAGAGACCAUCUUUGCAUAGAGGAGUAUCAGUGAAGAGUGACGAUAAUUCAAAUGAAGAAAAAGAGCAAGUUUUAGAAGCAGAAGAGAGAGCUAAAGGAAAUUUGAAGUGGGAAGUACUUGCCAGUUAUAUAAGCUGCGUUCAGUCAUGGUUCAUGAUUGUGUUCGCUCUGGCCAGCUUGAUUAUAACUCAAGUAUCAGCCACUACAGCGGAUUAUUGGAUCAGCUACUGGACAAAUGCUGUAGACAGUUACAUAAAUGGCUUACCAGAAGGCACUGACCCAGAUCCUGGCUGGAACACACAAAUCGGAACCUUAACAACAGCACAAUUUGUUUAUAUAUUUUCUGGAGUGGUCGCAGCGCUUAUAAUCUUUUCACAAUUGCGCAUUGUAUCUUUCGUACAUAUGACCAUGCGUGCUUCACAAAAUUUGCACAACAUGGUAUUCAAGAGUUUGAUUAAUGCUGUUAUGAGAUUUUUUGAUACCAAUCCCGGUGGUAGAAUCCUAAAUAGGUUUUCCAAAGACUUGGGUGGAGUCGAUGAGUUGUUGCCGAGAAGUAUGUUGGAGACCCUACAGAUGUACUUGUCUAUGACAAGUAUUCUAGUACUAAACGCGUUAGCUCUUCCCUGGACAUUAAUACCGACACUUGUUCUAAUUGUUAUAUUCGUGCUCCUAUUACGAUGGUACUUAAAUGCUGCUCAGGCUGUAAAACGUCUUGAAGGAACAACAAAGAGUCCUGUGUUUGGGAUGAUCAAUUCCACAUUGGCUGGACUCUCGACAAUCAGAAGUUCUAAUGCUGAAACAAGAUUACUGAGACAAUUUGAUAACGCACAGGAUAUUCACUCGAGUGCCUUUUACACGUUCUUGGGUGGCUCUACUGCUUUUGGUUUAUACUUGGAUACGUUGUGUUUGGUAUACCUUGCAAUCAUCAUGUGUAUCUUCCUGCUCAUUGAUUUUGAUAAUGUGAUACCCGUUGGUAGUGUGGGUUUAGCUGUCAGCCAGUCCAUGGUGCUGACCAUGAUGCUGCAGAUGGCUGCCAGGUUCACUGCAGACUUCCUAGCCCAAAUGACCUCAGUGGAGAGGGUGCUCGAAUACAGGAAACUGCCCCCGGAGCUCUAUAUGGAUGAAGGACCUACGCAACCACCUUCUCAGUGGCCCACGCAAGGAGGAAUAGUUUUUGAAAAUGUAACCAUGAAGUACGGUCCUGAAGAUCCCCCAGUUUUAAGAAAUCUAAACUUCGUCAUUAAUCCUGCUUGGAAGGUGGGUGUCGUGGGUCGUACCGGUGCAGGCAAGUCGUCUCUGAUAUCAGCUCUUUUCCGCCUCACCGAAAUCGAAGGAAGUAUCAAAAUAGAUUCUAUCAACACGGAAGGUGUUUCUAAGAAGGAUUUAAGGUCGCGCAUAUCGAUAAUACCUCAAGAACCCGUGCUGUUUUCUGCUACGGUUCGCUACAAUUUGGACCCUUUCAACAACUACAGCGACGACGACAUUUGGCGGGCUUUGGAACAGGUGGAACUAAAGGAUGCUGUGCCCGCCCUGGAUUUCAAGGUAUCUGAAGGUGGCAGCAACUUCUCGGUGGGUCAGCGUCAACUGAUUUGCCUGGCGCGAGCAGUACUGCGGUCCAAUAAGAUUCUUGUCAUGGACGAGGCUACGGCCAACGUGGACCCUCAAACUGACGCUCUAAUCCAGCAGACCAUCCGCCGGCAAUUUGCAUCUUGCACUGUGCUCACAAUAGCACAUCGACUGAACACUAUCAUGGACUCAGACAGAGUUCUCGUCAUGGACAAGGGCCAAGCAGUCGAGUUUGACUAUCCUUAUAAGUUACUCUCUAAUCCGAAUAGUGUAUUCACAUUCAUGGUCAACGAAACUGGAGAAAACAUGGGCAAAGUAUUGUACGAAAUGGCUAAGUCGAAGUACUUCAAUGACAACCCAGAAGCAAGAUAGUCAUUAUUUUUUUUUGCGCUUUUUUUAAUAACGUUUUGGUGAUGGAUUGAGAAUUAAAAUAUUAAAUUCGAAUGUCCUGUAUUAUUGAAAAUUUACCUCGCUAUAAUAUAGAAAAAAAUAUCACCGAGAUUAUAUUUAAGAACUGUACUGUACGAUAAAAGUAGCUAAGAGUAUUUUGUACCUAUAUUUAUUUAAAUAAAAAUUUAAAAAUUA
Messenger RNA from Amyelois transitella, 4441 nucleotides. RefSeq names its product ATP-binding cassette sub-family C member 4. Gene Ontology annotation, cellular component: membrane. The record is from RefSeq and is a predicted model, not a curated record. Gene Ontology annotation, biological process: transmembrane transport. Gene Ontology annotation, molecular function: ABC-type transporter activity; ATP binding; ATP hydrolysis activity. NCBI's taxonomy places the organism in Eukaryota, Metazoa, Arthropoda, Insecta, Lepidoptera, Pyralidae. Bases 188 to 4228 code for a protein of 1346 amino acids. The transcript is spliced from 25 exons.